AUGAACGUUGUACAAAAUAAGAAAAAAACAGUUGGGAAACCACGAUAUCGUCAGAGAUUAAAUUUCGAAGUCGUUGAAGAACAAGUUAAUCCAGAGCGUAUCGUAAAUGAGAAGAUUCAAAGCGAUAUUACAAGAGAUGUGUUUGGUAACACUACAACUUUUAAUUCUUCUUCGGAUUCGCAAGUUAUUCUUGUUUUGACUGAAGGUCGCGGUCAUGCGAGUGGAGAAGUUGGAAUCGCAGCGAUAGACAUCAAUUCACCAACUUUAAUCUUAUGCCAACUAAGUGAUAAUGUUCAUUAUUCUGACACUUUAAACAAAAUCCAAAUUUUGAAUCCAAUGAAGAUUCUUCUUCCUGACACAAUUUUUGAAACUAUGCCAAUACCAAAACUUAUUAAGCUGGUCAAGGAAUCUUUCAGUCACAUCGCAAUGGUUCCCGUUCAACGAAAAUAUUUUAAUGACAAGCAAGGAUUGGAACAAAUCACGACAUAUUGCAGUAGAAAAUCAACAAACAUCCUUCAAGUCAUUGCUCGAAAAUAUUAUUGUCUGUCAUCAGCUGCUGCUUUACUUAGCUACAUAAAGAAUGUCAACAUGUUAUCGUUCGGAAAAAAUUGUUUGAAAGUGGAAUAUCAGACAAAGCAAGGAGGUAUGAUGAUUGAUGCUCCAACAUCAACUCGCCUUGAGCUUCUUUAUUCGUUGAGCGCUGAAAGAAAUGCAAUCAAGAAAUUUUCACUUUUCGCAAUUUUAAAUCGUUGUCAGACUCGAAUUGGUCAACGACAUUUAAGAGCGAACAUACUCGAGCCAAGUUGCAACAUUGAUUUUAUAAAAAAUCGCCAAGAGCAGAUUAAAGUUUUGAUGGAAAACAAAGAAAGUUUAUCAGCUUUACAAGAGUGUUUGGAAAACUUUCGAAGCGUCGAUCAACUUAUGAAAAUUUCUUUGAUUGUACCAGCUGAUGACUGCGAGAAGGCUAUCGAGAAAAAUAUCCAAAUUACUUUAUUAUUAAAACAUUCUUUGGAAUCCAUCAAGCAUCUGUCUGAAGUUCUCCUUAACACGGUAAGUGAAUCAUUUGAGGAAGAUCGCCAGCUACUCUCGGUCGGUAUUUAUCAAGAAAUUCUCGAUAAAAUAAACGAAAAAGUUCAACCAGACAUUCACAAAAAUCGCUUAGCACAAAAGCAUUUUCAACAUCUCUUCGCUGUUCGAGGUUUUGUUAACGAAACUAUCGACUUUUUGCGAAAACUUUAUACUGAAGCAACUGAUAAGAUUCGAGAUUACGUUUCAGAAUUGACAGAGCAAUGUCAAUUGCCAAUUAAACUCAUUCAUUCGACGAAACUCGGUCAUCAUUUGUAUUUGAAGAAUCCCGACAAUCAUCCGUUGCCUACUGAAUUUCAAGUAAUUCAUCACAAAGGAUCGAAUGUAUACAUGACAACAUCCCAGUUGAUUGUUCUUAAUGAUACUACUCAAACAAUAAGUUUUGAUAUUAUUCGUGUAAGCAACACAAUUUUAUGCGAUAUGCUUAUAAAUAUUGCACAAGAAAUUGAUGCAAUUCAUCAUCUAAUUGGUGUUGUCAUUGAUCUUGACAUUGUACAGUCGUUAACACAAGCUUCAACUCAAGAUGGUUAUUGUUGCCCUUCUUUUGAGAGAGUCAUGCGAAUUGAAGAUGGAUAUCAUCCGAUGUUAGAAAGAGCGAGAAACAAAGAUGAUGUUGUCAUGAAUAAUGUUAUAUCAACACCACAAUAUAAUUUCUACAUCAUCAGUGGACCAAAUAUGAGUGGAAAAACAAUCUAUAUAAAAAUGAUUGCAAUAAUUCAAAUCAUGGCACAAAUUGGUUGUUUUGUUCCGGCAUCAAGUGCAAUGCUUAGAAUGACUGACAAACUUUUCUCACGAAUUGGCUUUCAAGAUAGCAUUGAGCAAGGUGCUUCGAGUUUUACUGUGGAACUGAGAGAAAUGGAUUACAUUUACAGUAAUUUAACACCAAACAGUCUUGUGAUAAUGGAUGAAUUGUGUCGAUCAACAAAUCCACAAGAAGGUGAAUUGAUUUGCUGGAAUUAUUGCGAGAAACUUUUGAAGUUCAUCGGUGUUUCCAAUGAAAGUUAUUUUAAGCCAAAACAAGACAUUGAAAUUGAAAAACCUGACGAAGCAUCAACUUCAAAAAGAAACUCUACAGUUGAGUUUCGUGGUUGUGAUGUUAAACUUCGAGAUGUUGCACGUCCAUUUAUCUUCUUAACUACACAUUUUAAGAAUCUCACGAAACUUCCCGAACAAUUCAACAACGCAAUUAAUCUUCAUAUGUUAGUUGAACAAAGAAUCAUUGAAGAACGGCUCCGAUUAGAUUUUAAAUACAAAAUUCAAUCGGGUCCAUCAUCUAUUAGCAAUUAUGGACUCGCUUUAGCAAGAUGUUUAAGAUUUCCUUCAUCACUCUUAGAUCGAGCUGAUGAGUUGAUUGAUCAAAUUGAAGAUGAAACAUUAGUAAGUAUACAGAAACAAAAGAAUGAUCUUGGAACUGAUCAUGGAGAUCAUCCAAUGGAUACAACAGAGAUUAAUGAAGAAACGUCUGAAAUGGAUAAAGAAGUUAUUGAUUUGUUCUCUUGCAUUCUACUCUUAAUGAGUACUGAUGAAAACAAUCAACCGUCCUGGUCAAACAUCAAUAUUGUUAAUCAAAAAUUACACAAGUUAACUAACAUGAUGUCAAAAGAAUUCCGCGAAAUUAUCGGAAAUUGUUCAUUGAAUGAAAUUAUCAGCAUUUUAAAUGGAAGUAAAUUAUCUGAUAAUUCUAAAAAUAUUUCUGACAAUUAAAUAAACAACAUUUUUAAU
Clunio marinus is the source of this 2808-nucleotide messenger RNA. The record is from the annotation of a GenBank genome assembly. Lineage: Eukaryota; Metazoa; Arthropoda; Insecta; Diptera; Chironomidae.